AUUAAUUUCCAAAAUAGAACUUCGUAAAAAUUUUAGUAAAAAGUUAGAUUUUGGACUUUUAAAAUACAGUGAUAAUAAAAAUGCUCUUGUAAUUUUUACUCUGACACACAAUCAAGCUUUGUCACUUUCAGUCGUACCUUUUGAUAUUAGUUUCCUUAAAGAAGAAAAAUAUUUUGAAGAAAAAGACAUUCUAUUACAAUGCUUAGCUAAUGUACAAGAUAUUGUAAAUUUUCAUCAAAUGGAUGCUGUGGAUAAUUCAGAAUUAUUUCAAAAUAAGUCCGAUUCUCAUACCAUUUUAGGUAGUAAUAGAGGGGACACUGCUGCAUCUUUUUUGGAUUUUGAAAAUUAUCUUAAAGAAAUCUUGGGAAAACUGAACAAAAUAAAAUCGCAACUGCAAAACCUUUUUUACAUUAAUAGCGUUGUAUUAAAAGGAAAAACUAUUUUUAAAGGAAAUUUGAACGUUGAUAUGAUUACUGCUCCAAAUCUGUUUAUUUUUGUUUUAAAUAAUAUUCAGUGGGAGCCUGAUCAAUGGCUUUUAUAUUCGAAGCCCCAAAUUAUACAAGGCAAAGUUCUCGCAAAAAGUAUCCAAGCUGAUGAAAUUUUUCUUUCAUACCCUAACUUUAAAUUACUAUUACACAGUGGAAACCAAGAGUUGCAGGGAAACUUUACUUUUGAUACUUUGACUGCAAGUAGAGUAUAUUCCCAAAACGUUAACGAUAUUUUAUUAGAAAAUAUUUACAUAAUUAGUCGCACAAGUCUAGUGACUGGAAGAAAGCAAUUUUUAGAAAUUAGAACUACAAAUUUGAAAGCUGAAUUUAUUAACGGGGAAAAGCCAGCGAACUUUAUUAAAAGUUUGUAUAAUUCCAUUUUGAUUAAAAACAUUUCACUUCCGAAUGUACUGACUGCGAUUUAUACAACAAAUAUUAACGGAGUAUCGUUUCAAAACUUGUACAAUACUACGUUUCAAAAAGGGAAAACUAGAAGAAUUACUGGAAAUGUUAUUGUUCCAAAAGUCAAUGUUGAUCACGUUACUGCUGUCACUCUACUAGGAAAUAAAGUAGAAGAACUUUUUACCACAUCAACAGAACAGACUGUAGCUUCUUCGCUUCAAUUAAAAAAUGUUAACGCCAAUAAUUUGGAUGUAGUGCUCAUUAAUAAUAUCGAUUUCAAUUCAGAAGUUGCUACAUCUGAAAACAAUAGAAUAAAGGGCCCUAUAAGUAUAGACAAGAUAAAAAUUGAAAAUGAUUUGUUGGUUACUCACGAAAAUAAGAACGGAGAAAUGAAAUUUAAAAGCAGAGAGCAUAUAAUUGGUACUCGAGAAUCUGAUUUAUUACAAAUUUACGAUUCUAAGGUGAUAAUUAAAGGAAAUUUGUAUGUCCAAAGUUUGUUUAUUGGAAAUUCUACUCAAAUUUUAGUAAGGGAUGAUAAUUUUACUGAAAACGUUAUCAAUAAAUACUAUUGGUCAAAGAGUUUAAAUCAGGAAAUACCAGUUCACUUUGAAGCACUACACGGGGUUGCUACCACUUCCCUUACAACAGAUACCCUUAAUUCCAUUGCUGUUAAUACGUUUCUUCUAAAUAAUUUAGAUGACAAACCUGUAUCUAACUUUGUAUUCGAAAAUUUGACUAUCGUUGGAAGCAUUAAUUUUACAAAUCCAUCCAUACAAGUGAAACAAUUGAAGCAACUUGACAAAGAGAUUGUUCGAUCUUUUGGCCAGCAUGUCAUAAAAGGUAAAAAAGAAUUUUCAAAAAAACUUCGCAUAGGCAGCCUUACAACUAACUUUAUAAACAAUGUCAACUCGGAUUCUCUUAUUAAAGAUAAUUCGGAAAUAAUUGAUGACGAGAAAGUUUUUCAUCGUAUUAUAAUAACAGGAAACCUAACAGCUGAAUUAGCCCAUGUGGACACUAUAAACGGAAAAAAGCCAAGUAAAAUUGUUUUAAUUAACCAAGAGAACUUCGUAAAUCGAUUGAAUUUUAGUCAUAUUACAGUUAAAAAUCUUGAAAUAGUAAAGCACGACAACGAAGAUUUUAUAAAUUAUUGUUCACUUAUCAAUCAAAUUUACGAAACUAAUACUCUAAAGAAAUUAAUUGGAAAGAAUGGUUUCAUUGACAAAAUCGACGGCUUAAUAAAACUUAAUAAUUUGAAUAAAAAGUGGCUAAAGGAUUUUCUUUCAAUGCAAUCACCAUUACUGGCAAACAAAGUUCAAUUUUUGGGAACUGUUACAACUGACAAUAUACAGGUGGCUUCUAUUAAUCAUGUCGAUUUUGUUAAAUUAACUGAGCGGUUGUUUUAUAGAGGAUGGAGUCAAAAUAUUUCGGUCGCACACUCUUUUAGAAAACUUAAAAGUAGUAAUUUGUGGACGGAUGGUAUUAACAAAAUUAAAAUUGGAGAUCUUGUUAAUAUAAAAAGUAAAGAAGCGCAGAAACUACGUGUAGCAGAGGGUUUAAUUUUACAUUCUGUAAACUUUCAAAAGUCUGUUUUCGCCGACAGUUUACGAUGCGACAUCAUGAAAAUUAUUGAAUCUAUAAGAAAUCCAAUCGUACAAACUUGGAAAAAUGUCCGUGUAUUAGGCUUAACAACCCUGGCAGACGAAAAUUGUUUACUUGGAGAAAUAUUGAGAAAAAAUAUCGAAAUCGCAAAAAAUUAUGCAGUUUCUGGAGAGGUAAUUUUUAAUGGAAACAUUAAUGCUAAUAAUGUUUAUAUCAAAGGCAGUAUCAACGAGAUAAAUUUAUCACAUUUAAUUAAAGAUGCGCUGUAUAUUAAUGGAGACCAACAGGUUAUUUCGAGCAAAACAAUUUUUAAUUAUUUAUUUACAAGUGGGGCAACGAUAAUUGGAAUGCUAAAAGUUCCGCUAAUAAACAAUAUAGACGUUAGAGAACUCGACAAAAAAAUUGUGCGUCAGGCGCAACUCAAUAAAACAAUCAUUGAAGGAAAAAAAACAUUUUAUGAGGGUCUUCAAGUUGAUAUUAUUUCAGCUCGUCGCUUAUUCGAUGUGGAACCAAAAGUAUUCGUUAAUUUAAACGAUUUAAUGUUCAUUCCUAAUGUACGUUUUAAUUCGGUUUUUAUCCGCAACAACUUAGACAUUGAAUUUAUUAACAAUUUCAAUGUUACAUACACUUUAGAGAAACUUCUGAAAAAAUCUUCUGAUGAACAUCAAAGGGCAUACGGAAACUACUUUUUCGAAGACGUAUUAUUACUGGGUGAUUCAGUAAUUGAGGAAAUAAAUGGCGUUUUUUUAAAAGACUUGGUGAUUGAUGAAGGAAUACAAAAACUUGAUACACCAGUGAUUUUUACAGAUGUAGACGUUCACAGAAAAAUAAAUGUAGAUAGUAUUAAUAAACAUAGUCUCAAAGAAAUUUUUGAAAAGGUAUUGACACAGAAAAAUGGCAUACGAUUUGCAGAAAAUGUGGAAAUAUUUGCUCCAUCAUUUGCUGUCGGUAACAUCAACAGCGCUUAUAUAAAUGGAUAUUUAGUUGAGGAUUUCAAAAAACUUUUCGAAUACAGUAGGUCAGAAAUGAACUUGGAAAGCACUAAAUUAAAACUUAACGACACCAAAGAAGUUGUUCAAAAUACCAUAAAAAAAAUGAAUGUUAAUGUAGGUAAAUAUCUGUACAUUGAAAAUGCGAUAAAUUUGCAAUUAUCACUGCCCAGUGUAGAAACAGCAUACACAACGGUUGACGAUGGAUAUCUAAUGUUACACAUAACUGCAAAAGAAAGUGGUGAUGUUUGUGGAUUACCCGCCGAUUGUCCUUGCUCUAUACAGCACACUUUUCAAAUUUCGCCCCAUCUUUCCAUACAUCCUUUCCAUAUUGGUAGCUCCCAAAGAACCUUUUCUUACAGCGACGAAUAUAUAACGGUUAAUGUUAUAACAAAUGCAGUUAGCACAACAGAACGUUGCAGUCACGAACACCCUGAUAACGAGCUGACUCAUAUAACUUGGACGCGAAAGAAUUUUCUAAAUACUACUGGGUCUUCGUUUAUUUACCCCGAACCGAUUUUCGGAUACGUAUCAGGGGUAAAGUUUUUCACACAAGGAGAUAACGUUUAUGUCAUUUUAAGUCGAUACCACUUACUUAAAGGACAGAACAGUUUAAGAUGUUUAGUGUACAAGAUUUCCAGAGGAAAGGAACAGAUUUUGCUUAUUCAGAAAAUUGAGAGUAGUGGAGCCCCCGUUUUAGAUUUAUUUUAUUCAGCUCAAGGCGUUGUACUCAUAAUUUGUAAUACGCGGAACGACACUAUGUACAACAACGCUGGAAUAUAUCGUUUUGACGAAUCAUCUGAUAAGUUCAUAUUAUUACGAUUCAUACCAGGGACUGGUUGUUCUUCAGUUACUGCAGUAGUCGAAAGUAGUGACAGCUUAAUUGUGCUACAACAGAAUAACUUGCCUCUAGAAGUUUAUAAAUAUUCGCAUUUUUAUGAUAAUUACUACUUUUACCAAAGUUUUUUGUUAGAUUCUCCCGUAAUCAGCGUCUCAGCAUUUUAUUCCGGAGGUUUUGGUAUAAGCGAUGCAUUUUUAUGCAUCGUUACAGAAAAUGGACAUUUUUAUAUUUACUCAUUUCAAUAUAUUCAGGGCUGGAAAUUGGAAUCAAAAGGAGAGUUAGAGGGCCUACGGGCUCUUAUUCCAUUUGAAGUAAAUAACAAUAUCUACAUAUUCGCUCCAUCGGUGGCAUCUAGUUUUCUAUUAAAAGUUAUGAAACAUGGUAUUAAGUAAGUAUGAAAAAAGUUCAUGAAGUUCUUUAAUGUUUUUGUUGUAUAUAUACAGAGAAUAUACAAUAUAUUGUUUUUUUUUGUUUUUUAAAUAAUUUACAAUUGCAUGUAUUUUAUUGUAAUCUCCUUAAACUUAUCGGUUAGAAGCGUUUUGAAGGGGCUGCCACAUAAUUAAAACAAUAUUUUUCGUUUAUUCAAAAGUCCUGUAUACCAAGUACUUAACAAUUAAAUUAAACUGACUUCGAAAAUAUUUAGUUUUUGUUGUUGCUCAAAGUUGUCCCGCCAAGUUUUCAAAAUAGGGGAGUUUGAAUUUCACUAGAGGUGACCUAAAAAUAAAGGUUGUUAGUACUGAAGGUCUGUAUCAAAAUAUCUGUCAAGGCCUGUUUUGUGUCUGUCAAAAUGUCAAAAUUUUAAGUGAUUACGUGGUUAUUAAAUAAGUAUUUUACGUGUUUUAAACAUUUUAAAUGUGAAAA
This is a messenger RNA of Agrilus planipennis (emerald ash borer), 5180 nucleotides long. RefSeq lists its product as uncharacterized. The coding region runs from base 239 to 4711 and encodes 1490 amino acids. The transcript has 24 exons. Lineage: Eukaryota; Metazoa; Arthropoda; Insecta; Coleoptera; Buprestidae. The record is from RefSeq and is a predicted model, not a curated record.